Bufo gargarizans (Asiatic toad) is the source of this 4860-nucleotide messenger RNA. RefSeq names its product protein turtle homolog A-like. Gene Ontology annotation, biological process: cell-cell adhesion. The record is from RefSeq and is a predicted model, not a curated record. NCBI's taxonomy places the organism in Eukaryota, Metazoa, Chordata, Amphibia, Anura, Bufonidae. Gene Ontology annotation, molecular function: protein binding.
AUGGAAUUUGCCCCUCCUUCGGAGUGGGGUGUGAUCAGCAAUAUUUUCCUCGUCCGGAAAAAUGGGGGUCAGAUGAGACCGGUCAUCAACUUUCGCGCUCUGAAUACGGUGGUACGCUACCGUCAUUUCAGGAUGGAGGGGACCCACCUCCUUCGGGACCUGUUAGUUCCUGGGGACUGGAUGGUAAAGCUGGAUCUAAAAGAUGCUUAUCUGAUGGUCCCAGUGGUCACUUGUUCCAGGGAUCUGCUCCGGUUCUGGUGGAGAGGAGAGAUCUGGUGGUUCACUUGUCUCCCAUUCGGGCUGUCUUCAGCUCCUUGGUGGUUCACCAAGCUGCUACGACCAGUCGUGUCAUGGUUGAGGACUCGGGGCAUACGCCUCAUCAUUUACCUGGACGACAUCCUCCUGAUGCACGAGUCCAGGGUGGGUUUGUUGGAACAUCUCCAGUGGACAGCGGACCUGCUGUCAGAUCUCGAUUUCCUCCUCAACAAGGAGAAGUCAUGCCUCAUCCCAUCUCAGCGGAUGGAGUUCUUGGGCUUCACGGUGGAUUCGCUUUCGGAGUCCCUCAGUCUUCCGAUGAAGAAUUUGCGUAUGAUUCGCAAGGGGUUGAAACAUGCCCUCACCAUUCCCCACCUCUCGUUACGUCUCCUGGCUCGCAUCUUCGGGCUGUUAGCUUCAUCGAUCCAGGCAGUGUUUCCGGCUCCGUUGCACUACCGUGCUCUCCAGCGAUUGAAGAUCGCCCAUCUUCGGACCGGUGCCUUCUUUGCGGACGCGGUGGUUUUUGGACUCGGAAGGCCGAGAGGAGUUGGGCUGGUGGAUUGCCAAUCUGGAGGCUUGGAACGGCAGAGCGAUCUUCGGAUUUCUGCCGGAACUGACCAUCAAGUCAGAUGCGAGUCUCCAGGGCUGGGGCGCCCAUUGCAAUGGAGCUUCCACGGGGGGAGCCUGGUCGGAGGAGGAAUCCCUCCUCCACAUCAAUGCUUUGGAACUCCUAGCCGGCUUGUUUGCAGUGAGGAGCUUCUCCAACGGGAUCGCCAACGCGUACAUCAGGCUGCGGAUGGACAAUGUCUCGGCGGUCCGGUUACGAGGGUGUUCCUGCAGGUCAACGUCCUUCGGUCUCUCGUCUGUUGCGUGGGUCUCGGGCGCUCGCGGAUAGAGGAAGGGGCUUCUCUGAGCAUCGACUCCCUCCGUUCCGAUGACCAGGGUUGGUAUGAGUGCAGGGUGCUGUUUUUGGACCGUCAUCACGCAGACGAGGAAUUCAAGAAUGGGACUUGGAUCCAUCUCACUGUGAACUCCCCGCCUUCUUUCAUAGAGACUCCACCCAUUUACAUUGAGGUUCGUGUUGGGGACACCUUGACUCUGACUUGUGUGGCCAACGGGAACCCCAGGCCGGUUGUCUCCUGGAAGCAGGACAAUGUCGACAUAGCGAGCGUGGACAAGAUCCAGGUUAAUAAUGGGUCACUAAGAAUAGUCGGGGUGCAGCGCGCCCAUGCAGGUGCCUACACGUGUCACGCCGCUAGUGAAGAGGGGGAGGUGACCCACACCAGCCGUGUCCUGGUCCAAGGUCCGCCCGUCAUUGUCGUCCCCCCAGAAAACAUCACCGUGAACGUUUCACAAGACGCCUUCCUGACCUGUCAGGCCGAGGCGUACCCCGCCAACCUGACCUACAGCUGGUUCCACGGAAACAGCAACGUCUAUCUCCUCAGCCGCCUCCAGUCUCGGGUUCGUAUUAUGGUGGAUGGGAGUUUUCUGCUCCAACAAGUCACCCCUGAGGAUUCUGGGAAAUACACUUGCAUCCCCAGCAACGGGAUGUGGAAGUCUCCGUCUGCCUCUGCCUACCUCACUGUACUGCAUCCCGCCUACGUGACUGACAUGCCGCCAGAAACCUUCCUGCCCAUCGGAAUGAGGGGUGUGAUCCGGUGCCCCGCCAGAGCCAACCCCCCCUUGUUAUCUGUCAACUGGACCAAGGAUGGGACUCCUCUGGAUCUUGAUAAGUUCCCUGGAUGGUACCUACAAGAGGACGGGUCUAUCGUGGUGGCCAUGGGUAAUGACGACGCUCCUGGUACUUACACCUGUACCCCAUACAACAGCUAUGGCACAGCCGGCAAGUCACUGCCCACCAUGGUGAUCUUAAAGGACCCUCCAUCGUUCAUCGAUCUCCCAAAGGACGAGUACUUCCAGGAUGUGGGGAGAGAGCUCACUGUCCCCUGCUCGGCAUUAGGGGACCCUUCCCCCAUCAUCCGCUGGACCAAGUUGGGGAUGCCCGGGAAAAGUGUUGCUCAAAUGGACGUCAAUGGCAGUUUGUUAUUUCGACCACUCACCAAGGAGGAACAUGGCGAAUGGGAGUGCACAGCAGCCAAUCAUGUGGCAAGUAUCAGUGCACGCACCGCCGUCUUUGUUUUGGGCACCAGCCCGCACGCGGUCAGCAAUGUUUCGGCCCAGCCACUGGUAUCGGCGGUGAACAUCAGCUGGGAGGCAGGCUUCGAUGGCGGAUACUUCCAGCGGUUCAGCGUUUGGUAUGCUCCGCUGGUAAAGCGGCUGUCACACGGUCACCACGAAUGGAUCUCCCUUUCGGCGCCGGUUGGAGCCAGUUCCUUGGUGGUGGAGAACCUUCAGGCCGACAGCCCCUACCAGUUCAGUGUUUUGUCCCAGAACAAGUUGGGCAGCGGGCCGUUCAGUGAGAUUGUGACCGCCUCUCCUCUCAGUGUCCCACCCACCACAUUGCCUCCUCCUGUACCCACCACAGACUCUAGAGAUACCCUCACCCCUCCUCGCUUCCUGGAAGCCAACGAGACGUCCCGUGGAGUGCUGCUGACGUGGACACCUCCUCUGCGAUCCUUGUAUCCUCUACGUGGAUACGGCCUAGAGUGUCGGCAGGAUGAAGGAGACUGGGAGCUACUUGAUGAUGCCAUACCCACAACGCAGACCGAGCUGCUCGUUCCCGGACUGGUUAAGGACGCCAUGUACGAGUUCCGCCUGGUGGCGUUUGCUGGGGAUUACAUCAGCGAUCCCAGUAACUCUGUCAAUAUCUCCACAGCAGGGAUGAAAGUCUACCCCUCGCAGACAGAGCAUCCGGAGGUCCAGCAGAAGUCCCUGAUGGCGGGUGUAGUUGGGGGUGCCUGUUUCCUUACCCUGGCGGUUAUCCUCAGCACCAUAGUGGCCUGUUGGAUGAACCAGCGCCGGGCCAGACGAAGGCGCAAACGGAGGCAGCAAGAUGCACCAAUGGUCUUCUCCCAACCCAAGAAAGCUUCUCCUUCACAAAAUACUAAUGGUUCUAACAGCCCCGACAGUCUCGUGAGGCUCAAGCUUCAAGUGUCACCAUAUGAAAGCUUCCGCAAGUCCCUGCACUUGGGUGAGAGGACUUUGAAUAACCUCGGUGUGAGCCAUGGAAGCAGCACGAGUGAAUACACCAUUUAUGAGAGUCAUGUUGGAGAGUGCGUCCCUUUGGAGAGGAUAAGCCGCGGACCUGAUGGGCGUUUUGUGGUAGAGACAGACACCCGGUCAAACAGAGGUAGCAUUCGAGGCUUUCCGUACGUGACGGAGACUGAUCUCUAUCCAGAGUUCAAUGCCAGGGACUCAUCGGACCUGAGCCAGUGCUCACAGGCCAAAACAUACUUGCAGGUUUGCCAACUGUCCGAGCGACCUGCAGAAUCCUGGAGGGAUGAAGUGAGGAUGAGACCGAAGGCUACAGGCCAGACUCGUAAGGAAGCAAGAGAAUCUGGCCACCGACAAGGGAGAUAUUUUGGUUGCAGCAGUAGCCCUUUGGAAGAAGCCAAGCCCUUUCGAAUUCCAGAUAUUAGUCCUGUCACCUCUUCUGUGCCUCUUCCAUACAGUCAGGUAGAAGAGGCACGGUGUGGAGAAUCUGCUCAGAUGGAAGGUGAUUUGGAAAGGACUAUUUCUACACUCCGAGAAUCAGAGACUGACUGUUUCUCAUCGUUGAGCACAGUAAUUCGAGCACCUUCUUUACUGUCAAAACCAUUAGGUCUCAGUGACCAUGCAAGCCAACUGAGACACAGCAUGUCCACGCAGAGUGGCAUCCUCCAAUACUUGAGUUUACCCUUCUUUAAAGAGAUGAGCGUGGACGGGGACUGGCCUGUGGAGGAUGAGGCUCAGACCGGAACCUCAGAGGCAAGCUCCUCAGAGGCUGAAAAGAAAGAAUCCACCAAUAAUGUACAUCUGGAUGAUAGGACAUUAAUGGAUGUUGAUGGCACGAGUGGGGUCCGUAAAGAAGACUCUCCGUGUGCUCCCCACCAGUUGCUGUCCCUUGAUUACUUGAGCUGCAAACAAGAGCAAUCUGUGCCUGUGAAGUCCUUUCUGAAACCACCAGAACCGAAUUUAGGGCCUGCAAAAGCAACCUUACCUGGUAGCCUCAUGUGGACUCAAGCACCAGAAAACGUCGCAUUUAAGGUAGGGCAAAGAGCACACUGGGACCAUGGAAAUGCCCACCUGGAUAAUAGAGUUGGCCACCAUAAUCCUUCCCAUUUGGACUGUUCUUUAAAAGAACAGCCACUCUCAGUGUUCACAGACUUCCAUGCUCUGGAAAAACAAAGACCACCAGUAGAUAGAUCCCUCUUUUUGCAUGGCUCUGAAAAGAUCAUGCGGAGCAGUCUGACCAGCCAGAGCAGUGGGAGAGGGAGUGUUUCGUUCCUUAGACCCCCCUCUCUCGCACAGUCUGUGGGGGGAAGCUACCUCAACUCACCAUUAGGUGAAACCUCAAGUUGGUACAGCGGCGGGGGCUCCCAGGGCUCCAGUGCGGAGGACUACAGACACAGAAAGGACUCAUUGUUGGCUACUGUAAGCAACAGGAGGAAUACAUCUGUGGAUGAGAACUACGAAUGGGACUCUGAGUUCACACCUGGAAGUUGA